GUUUGAGAAAAAGAUUUGGCAGUCUACAUGAAGUGUAAAUAGUGAAUGUUUAAUUUGAGUUUCUAACAUUUUAUACAUGUUUAUCUCGCCUCCAGCUAAAUAAUAUUUUAGAUAGAAAACAUUAGUCAGUUGUUGAAUUUUAUAUUUAAUUGAAUGGAUUCGGAAGAAGAGAUAUAUGAUGAAUCUGAUUCCGGUAAUGUAUCUAGUGGUGCUGAAGAUGAUUGUUUAUGUUUUGACUCGGAAUCCUCUGUGAGGGACCGAAUAGAAUUAGAAGACGAUUUUCAAUAUGAAGUGCUUAGUACCGAAGAAAUUGUGCAGCAUAUGGUGGACUGUAUCAAAGAAGUGAAUAACAUCGUUGAGAUUCCACCAACUAUAACUAGAAUUCUUUUAAAUUAUUUUAAAUGGGAUAAAGAGAAACUUUAUGAAAGAUAUUAUGAUGGUGAUCCUGACAGGCUUUUUAAAGAAGCACGCAUUAUCAAUCCACAAAAUCCAGUUCAUAGGAGUAGUAAAAAACAAGCCACUACACCUAAAACUCAGCUGUGUGAGAUAUGUUUGCGGGAAAUACCUUCAAGUCUUAUGACAGGUCUAGCUUGUGGACACCGAUUCUGUACAGAAUGUUGGACUGUUUAUCUUACCACAAAAAUUAUGGAGCAUGGAGAUGUUGAGACUAUUCCCUGCUCUGCAGUUGGGUGUGAUAUUUUGGUUGAUGAUCAGACUGUCAUGAACUUGAUAGUUGAUCCUAAAGUAAAAUUAAAGUAUCAACACCUAAUCACAAAUAGCUUUAUUGCUUGUAACCGUCUGCUACAGCACUGCCCUCAGCCUGACUGUGACAAUGUUAUCAAAGCUCAUUAUGUUGAUGCUCGUCCUGUUACAUGUACCUGUGGUCAUACUUUCUGUUUUCAGUGUUCUCGAAAUUGGCAUGACCCUGUAAAGUGCCACUUGCUGAAAAAAUGGCAAAAGAAAUGUGAUGAUGACAGUGAAACGUCUAAUUGGAUUGCAGCAAACACAAAGGAAUGUCCAAGUUGUAAUAUCACCAUUGAGAAGGAUGGAGGUUGUAAUCAUAUGAUUUGCAAGAAUCAGAAUUGCAGAUUUGAUUUCUGUUGGGUCUGUCUGGGCCCAUGGAAUCCUCAUGGAUCAGCAUGGUACAAUUGCAACCGUUAUGAUGAAGAAGUAGCCAAAGCAGCAAGGUAUGCACAAGAGAAGUCCCGCUCUGCUCUUCAGCGAUAUCUGUUUUAUUGCAAUCGCUAUAUGAACCACAUGCAGAGCUUAAAAUUUGAAAACAAGCUAUAUGCUUCAGUUAAAGAAAAAAUGGAGGAAAUGCAGCAGCAUAACAUGUCAUGGAUAGAAGUCCAGUUCCUAAAGAAGGCAGUUGAUGUCUUGUGCCAGUGUCGUCAGACAUUGAUGUACACAUAUGUUUUUGCAUAUUAUUUAAAGAAGAAUAAUCAAUCUGCAAUUUUUGAGGAUAACCAAAGUGAUUUAGAAAAUGCUACUGAGCAACUGUCCGAGUAUUUGGAACGAGACAUAACUCAAGAGAAUCUAUUAGCCAUUAAACAGAAAGUUCAAGAUAAAUACAGGUACUGUGACAGCAGAAGAAAAGUUCUUUUAGAUCAUGUACAUGAAGGCUAUGACAAAGAUUGUUGGGAAUACACUGAAUGACAUGAGGAGAUGGAUCCAUACUUUUUUUGGGGUCAACAAAUGCAGGAUACUAAAUUUGAGGCCUCUCAGCCUUCAACGUCUUUUCAGUAAUGGGUAAAGUUUGGUAGUAAAAUGUAAAAAAAAAUUGUGACUUUGUUUCUGUUUCCAAGAAGACUGUCAACAACCUUCAAUAAGCAAGGUAAUUUGAGUGCAUUUCAGUACUGUGUCCCAGUGUAAAUCAGUCUUGUUUAGUUUUACUUAUUAUCAUUUGACAUUUUCUCUAGAAAUUAUAGCAUAAAAUUAUGUACAAUUUUAUUUCAAGCAUGUUAUUUUUUUUCGCAAAAAAUUUUUAACUGCUUCAUCAAAGCAUAGGAGAUGAGAUUCAAAAGUGUUUCAUCUCUCUUCUUUUCUGAAAUAUAUAUACAAGGCACUUAAUAUUAUGUUUUGUUAAGUACUAUUGUGUGAUUUUAGUUAUGCAAAUGAGCUAACUUCUGUCUUUUCUUUUUUAAUGAGUUAAUUUUGAUGGAAAUUUGAAUUACUACUGUAUCUACUAUAAUUUUGUUCCUAUUUGUUUUUGUUUUAGUUCCUAAUCCACACAAAUAAUCAUUUAUUUCACUGUUUAUAAAAUCAUUUGGAUAACAUUACUGUAGAUUUCUUUGCUAGAUAUUUGUAGUUUGAGAUAUGUGAAUAUGUAUUGAAUAUUGAAUUUUGCUAAUAAUGCUUUAGUGCCUGUCGCUGUAUAUAAAAUCUGCUAUUGGAUUAGCUUUCUUGUUAAAAUAGCUGGAGACAUUUUGUCAAAUAUUUUAACAUAUAAUUAAUAAAUUAUUGCUGUCAAAAUA
Messenger RNA from Stegodyphus dumicola, 2474 nucleotides. RefSeq names its product E3 ubiquitin-protein ligase arih1-like. The record is from RefSeq and is a predicted model, not a curated record. Gene Ontology annotation, biological process: protein ubiquitination. Gene Ontology annotation, molecular function: zinc ion binding; ubiquitin-protein transferase activity. NCBI's taxonomy places the organism in Eukaryota, Metazoa, Arthropoda, Arachnida, Araneae, Eresidae.